Messenger RNA from Teleopsis dalmanni, 791 nucleotides. RefSeq lists its product as uncharacterized. The record is from RefSeq and is a predicted model, not a curated record. NCBI's taxonomy places the organism in Eukaryota, Metazoa, Arthropoda, Insecta, Diptera, Diopsidae. The transcript has a single exon. Bases 58 to 699 code for a protein of 213 amino acids.
CACUUUUGUUUUCCCACAUUGUCGUUUAUAUUGUGAUUUUUUAAAAUUAAAACAAAAAUGAUUAAUAAUCCAUUUAGGAAACAACAAACAAAUAAAAACACCAAUAACAGAAUAUCUGAAAAGACUAAACAGUGGGGAAAAAUUCCAUUUAAACCAAAAUCUGCUGCAGUUGGGAGGGAACAUGCUGGAAACUCGACACCUUGGGCGGAAUUCAAGAAUCAAAUAUUGGAAACAAAUAAACAUGCAGACGCUAUAAAUAUAAAUACAGAGGAUGCCAAACAACAUCUUAAGAAACGUGAAGAAAAUUACAGAAGAAACCUUAUUGUAGAAAAACGAAAAUUAGAAACUGUUUGGGAUGACUUUGGCGAAGCAGAAGAAUCCAACGAUGUGCCGCAAAACAACAUAGAUCAGAAAUUUGUGAAGUCUCCACAUGUUGAUAAACAAAACAAUAAACAGAAAAACAACAAAUUUAAGAAGAAGUUCAAUCGACAGCAAGACAAUACUCAAACGUUUAUAAAUGAAGAUUUGCUUAAAAACUUUGAUAGUAAAAAAUUAACUUUUGAACAAAAUAACAAAUUGCGAAAAGUAAUAACUGCAAAUACUAUGUUGGCAAAAAACAAUAACCUAUCAACUACUAUAAAAAAUAUCAAACACAAACAAGGAAAAAAUAUAUUUUUAAAGAAACAGAAAGAAAAGUAGUUAAAUUAUAAUAAAAUAGAUAUACGUAUUAAUAAAGAGUUUUUGUAUGCCAUAAAUUGUUUUUAUAAAAUCAAAUAUUUUAAGAAAAUAAU